Messenger RNA from Vicia faba (fava bean), 2037 nucleotides. The record is from the annotation of a GenBank genome assembly. NCBI's taxonomy places the organism in Eukaryota, Viridiplantae, Streptophyta, Magnoliopsida, Fabales, Fabaceae.
AUGGGAACUGUUUCUGCUAGACACCCAUUUGGAAUCCAUUUCCAUUCCCAUUCCCCAAUUCGCCGAUUCGAUUCCUCAAUCUUCCAAUUUCCCUCUCACGUACAACUUUCCAGAAUCACCUUGUAUUCUUCUUCCCAGGGAUUAGUUCACCGAGUAUGUGCACGGCCUGAUAUUGAUGAUUUCUACUGGGAGAAAGAUCCAACGCCCAUUCUUGACACAAUUGACAGCCCUCUUUGCUUGAAGAACUUAUCCCUUCGGGAGUUGAAACAACUCGCUGCUGAAAUCCGUUUAGAUUUGUAUUCUGUUUUGUCAGGUACACAAAUAUCCCCAAACCCAAGUAUGGCUGCAACGGAGCUGACAGUUGCAAUGCAUCAUGUUUUCCAUGCUCCAGUAGACAAGAUAUUGUGGGAUGUCGGUGAUCAAACAUAUGCACAUAAGAUGCUUACUGGAAGGAGAUUUCUCUUGAGGACAAUCAGACAAAAGAAUGGACUUUCUGGUUUUACUUCUCGAUUUGAGAGUGAAUAUGAUUCAUUUGGUGCAGGUCAUGGAUGCAACAGUAUAUCUGCUGGACUUGGCAUGGCGGUUGCACGGGAUAUUAAAGGGAGACGAGAACGUAUAGUUGCAGUUAUCAGCAAUUGGACAACUAUGUCUGGUCAGGUGUAUGAGGCAAUGGGAAAUGCGGGAUAUUUGGAUUCAAAUAUGGUGGUAAUUUUGAACGAUAGCCGCCACUCUUUACUCCCCAAAAUUUACGAGGGCUCCAAAACCUCUGUCAAUGCCCUAUCUAGUACCCUUAGCAGGCUCCAAUCCAGUAAAUCUUUCCGAAGGUUUAGAGAAGCUGCUAAGGGUGUUACAAAACGUAUUGGCAGGGGCAUGCAUGAAUUGGCAGCUAAAGUUGAUGAAUAUGCUCGUGGUAUGAUGGGUCCACUAGGUUCUACUCUAUUUGAAGAGCUUGGGUUGUAUUACAUAGGGCCAGUGGAUGGACACAAUAUUGAAGAUCUCAUAUCUGUUCUUCAAGAAGUAGCUUCACUGGAUUCGAUGGGUCCUGUCUUGGUUCAUGUUAUAACCGAUGAAAAUCAGGUUGAAGAACACAAUAAGAAAAGUUGUACAACAGACAAACAGCAGGAUGAAUAUGUUAGUUCUGAUUUGUUUUACAAAGCUGGUCAGCCUCAAACAUAUGGUGAUUGCUUUGUGGAGUCUUUGGUUGCAGAAGCUGAGAAAGACAAAGAUAUUGUGGUUGUUCAUGCAGGAAUCACAUCGGAGCCAUCACUUGAACUGUUUCGUGAAAAAUUUCCAGAUAGGAUUUUCAAUAUGGGAGUUGCCGAGCAACAUGCAGUCACGUUUGCUUCUGGUUUGUCAUGUGGUGGAUUGAAGCCGUUUUGCAUUGUACCUUCUUCCUUUUUACAGAGAGCCUAUGAUCAGGUUGUUCAUGAUGUUGAUCAACAGAAAAUUCCAGUGCGUUUUGUCAUUACAAGUGCAGGAUUGGUAGGUUCGGAUGGUCCUGUCCAGUGUGGAGCAUUUGAUAUAACAUUCAUGUCGUGCUUACCAAACAUGAUUGUCAUGGCACCAUCUGACGAGGUUGAACUUGUGAACAUGGUGGCUACUGCUACUCGCAUCAAUGACCGGCCAGUUUGCUUUCGGUAUCCUAGGGGUGCCUUGGUUAAUAAAGGCCACACUAUAGAUGAUGGAGUCCCAAUUGAGAUUGGAAAGGGAAGAGUUAUUGUUGAAGAUGCAAGGUUCUGCAAGCCCCUAGACAUCAAGCUUCUGAGGCAACUUUGUAAACACCAUUCUUUUCUAGUUACUGUUGAAGAAGGAUCUAUUGGAGGAUUUGGUUCCCAUGUUGCUCAAUUUAUUGCUCUGGAUGGACUUCUUGACCGGAGAAUUAAGUGGCGCCCUAUUGUCUUACCAGACAGUUACAUUGAACAUGCAUCCCCAAAUCAACAGCUUGACAAAGCGGGGUUGACUGGACAUCACAUUGCUGCCACAGCGUUGAGUUUACUGGGCCGUACCCGUGAAGCUCUAUCGUUUAUGUGCUUUUAA